AGACGACACAGGCACGGAACAGCUCGUCGCACAAAGCGGGAGAGGAGAGAAGAGAGAGGGAAGCAGCAGUAAGAGAAGAGCAGGGCAGGGGGUGGGGGGGGAUUGCGAUGAGCCGACGAGUCGCCGGGCGGACUUGAGGACUACUUCCACCGAGACCCUGGACCGGAGGUCUCCUUCCACAACGCUUGCCGAUUUCACUCUCCCCUCCCUCCCUCUUUCUCCUCUCCUCAUCUUUCAAGACAAACGCUGAUCUAUUUAUUCGACAUCGCACGUGAGGGUGGCGGCGAGUAGACUUCCGCUUGUCUGCUGCACAGGAAGCUGAGCGAGGAGGGGGGGAGCUGUCCGGUGCUGAACUUGCUCUCGCUCUGCCGAGGAGGAGCCAGUGGUGGAAUUUCUACAGACUAAAAGACCUUCGCAACUAUUUAACGAGAUUGCUCCUGGUGGGCACGCUGGCCACGCCGGUCUGCUGUGUUUGCGUGCGUGCGGACUCGUGUGUCUGAGUGUGUGUGUGUGUGUGUGUUGCACCACCAUGCCGAGGUCUUUCUUGGUGAAAAAGGUGAAAUUGGAUGAUUUCUCCACCGCGGAUGAUUUGGAGAGCGCCUACCGGCCCAGGACGGCGCUCAGCCUGCGGCUACAUGACAAAGCCGGCUACAUCAGCGACUACAUCAGCCCGUCGGCGUACGAUGGCGAGAGCGACGGCGGGAUCAAGGUGCCCUCGCCGGACCCCCUCUACGACGGCAUCCACAGCGACUACGGCGCCCCGGACUCGGAGUCUCCCGACAGCCCAGGAUCCGAACUCACCGACGGCUACAUCAACGGCGACGCGGCGGUUAGCGACGGCUACUCGGUGGACGCCUUCUACAUCACGGACGGGCGCUCCAGAAGGAAAGCCAUGGGCAGCCCGCGCAGCAUCCAGCGGCACACCUGCAACGAGUGCGGCAAGACCUACGCCACCUCGUCCAACCUGAGCCGACACAAACAGACGCACCGCUCGCUGGAUAGCAAGCUGGCUAAAAAAUGCCCCACCUGCGGCAAGGUGUACGUGUCCAUGCCCGCCAUGGCCAUGCACCUGCUCACGCACGACCUCAAACACAAGUGCGACGUGUGCGGCAAAGCCUUCAGCCGGCCGUGGCUCUUGCAGGGUCACAUGCGCUCGCACACGGGCGAGAAGCCCUUCGGCUGCGCCCAUUGCGGCAAAGCCUUCGCGGACCGCUCCAACCUGCGCGCUCACAUGCAGACGCACUCGGCCUUCAAGCACUUCAAAUGCAAACGCUGCAACAAGACCUUCGCGCUCAAGAGUUACCUGAACAAGCACUACGAGUCGGCUUGCUUCAAAGGCCCCUUCUCUCCUCUCGGGCCCCUGGAUGCGUGACCCUCUCGCGACGAGAACAAAAAAAACCCGCAAACCGUCGAUUUUGUGCUCUGACCCGGCUUCCUCGCUCACAUUCUGCACCUCGCUUUCCCCUGCGGCCGAUCCACGGCGAUGACGAUAGCACAAUUUUUCCUGGAUGGAACUGUUUUACGCAUGCACUUCCCGACAGCAACAAACUGUCGACGAGUUCUUCCUGUUCCGGAUAGAGACGAGAAUAACGCAAACGCGGCAUCCAGACGCCGUUGAGACUUUCACAAGGACGACGCUAGCAACGGCGCGCUAACGGCUGCUGGCUUCCUCUCUGCACUACCACGCGUAGAAAAAGAGUUUCUUUCUUUUGCUUUCGGAGGAAGAAUAGUAAUAAUUAUAGUAAUAAUGAUAAUAACGCUAAUGUUCUUCUGCACCAAGUGACCAUAUUCUCGCCACUACUGAGGUAGAAAAAUAAUGUUUAUUUAUUUAUUUAUUUAUUUAUUUAUUACUUAUUUGUCAUGUAUUUUUUUUAUGUUGCACUUUAUUUUUUAGUUACUUCCUAUUUCUACCACCACAGGCCAAAGCAUAUGCCACUUUUUAAGUGCGAUUUUUUUCUAAUUAUUUUGUUCAACUUAUUUGCAUGCAAAAAAAAAAUCGAAUCUAUGCCAACAUCUUAUAAAGCUUUCUUUUUUUUUUUUUUAACUUUUUUUUUUUUUGCCAAAAUUGAAUAGACGAGGGCAAUAUUUUUCUCUUGGAGCCUCCGUAGGACUUUUUUCAAAGCAAUAAUCACACUAAUGCAUGGUAUUUUAUGAUGAACUUACGAAGUAUUACCUACUACUGUAUAGCAGUUUUAAAAAUCAGGUAUGUUUUACUUCACCUAUAGUUAUAAACAGAAAAAGACAAAUAUUGCAGACAUCAGGGAACAUGCCAAUGUAGUGUUAGCAAAACAAAAAGAAACAAAAAGUCUUUCCUCUCUCGUUAUGCACUGCCUGCCUCUUAGUGAGUAGAACUAAUGUAGGAUUCUGGAGGAGGGGGGGGGGGAGGGCUGGGAUCAGCGGCUUGCUGCAGUUCUGAACAAACAAAAAAAAACCAGCCCUUUUGAAAAAUUCAAACAACAGUAUAAGCUGGAGUCGAGGGGUGACGUGCAGGUGCAUCCAUCUGAAGUGACGGCUGAUGCAUGCUAUCGUCCGAGUUACGCUGUGGUCAACUUUAAAUGCAAUGCAUUAUUCAACCACACAUCAAGUGUGCAUUCCGAGACCAAGCCUGCACUUAUAGCUGGAUGGCCUGCCUGCCACCUUCAUGGUUACAACACACUCGGAUUCUGCAGCAGGCUUUGUCCGUUCCUCUCGAGCCGACCAACGGGAUUAACCCACGAGUCGUAUAAGAGCCCGGAACAAUACGUCGAUCCAUAGGACUGAUAGCGGCUGAACCCAGCUCUCAAAGCCCCCCCCCUGAAUAAAAUUCGCUGAAGAUUCCUGGAGCUUCCCUGGAGACACUCGCAGAACACACACAACUGCGCACAAACAUUUGUGCUCGGUAAUGACGAUUGGCGUUACGUAACCUCGGCGAGACGCGCACGCACGCACGCAUUCGGAGCGACCCGGGGAGAACAUCUGGGGCGUCUGAUUAAACUCCACGCCCCCAGUCAAGCUUCCGACAAUUGGAAAUAAUAGGUUUAAUAUGAACAAGUGAUUCUUUUCAAAAGGACUUGUGAUAAUUACGGCGGUUCCUCAGACGUGUGUAAUCUUUAUUUAAGAACAACGUUGAGAUGAAGAUCCCGAAUUUAAUAAGAUUAUUCAAUUAGUGAUUUCAGCCUUCCACGACGUGAUAUUUUAGGGUGACGAAGAUAAAAGGAGAGUUUGCACUGAACAUGCACUUCUGACCUACUUUUACCUUCAUCUCAGAUACAAACUAACAGCAGAAUAUUGUGAAGGCAGCCAUUUUGUAUCAAGGUGUUGUUUUGUUGCAGCCGUCGAUCUAAUCUUGAGCUCUUUGAAAAAUGAGUCUCAGUGGAAGAAAUAUUUUUACCCGGGAAUUGGGUCAAAAAUCCAAAAUGAAAUAGCAUAAAGGAGCUUAACAGAAGAUAAGAAGUUAGAGAAUAAUGUGAAGAAAUUGCGCAGGAAUAAUUUGAAUGGAACUCAGAGGAGCGUAAACAAUGUAGUCAGUAUUGUUACACCCCCGUCCUGUAGGUGGCAACAGCGAGUAUUGCAGGAAUAAACAAAAAAACUCUUGAGAUUCUACAAAAGUCCAGAAAAUGUUCAACAUAUUUCAUUUUAAGUCAUAUCCAACCUGACAACCACUCCACAAACUUCCCACGCUAACUAAAACUCUAAAAUAUAACAUCCUUACUGACAGUUGACGGAGUUUGAAUGGACAAGGCAUCAAAUUUGUAAAAAUGCUUUGGGUGUGCUUCGAGUACUUUCCACUCAACUGUCAAUCCUACGACCUGAAAAAUGGAUGCUACCUCAGCUAGCAUCUUCCUUGUGCCUACACAUACAUCACUUUAGCCCCGCCCCCUAAAAAUCACAAAUGACUACUAUGUAAUUCGCCUUCCAUCAAAUGAUCUUCAAGCAUGUUUAACGUCUCGACAGGGUCUUUAAGAGCAAUAAUCUACCGACCUGCAGUGUUUUUGAAUCCCGACGGCAGUUGUGUGUCUCUCCACGUGAGCUCCGGAUCUUUUGCUCUCCAAGCACUUCCAUUGGGAAUCACGUCCACCUUCAAAGAAAAGUAGCACAAUGAAACUAACUAGAAUUCAGGUAGAGAAGAAUUGAAAAACUUGUACUAGCUUGACCUCUCCUUUUCUUUUUUUUUUUUUUUUUGUAUUACCGAGCUGAAGGGCGCUACGUUGACCGAACUAAUCACUUCUUGGACGAGAGUUUGUAAAAGGACUUGAGGCGUUUUUAACCGCUGUACAGUGAUAUCCGACACACUUUAUCUCAGGAGGUUCUGGGCUCUCUGGUGCAGAGGGAAAGGAUCUCCUAGGUCUUUUUUGAGCCAGUAUUUAGACAAUGUAAGCACAAUGAACACAAAGCAUUUUGUGGCACUUCAUAAUAAAGAACUAUCUUAACCAACAAA
This is a messenger RNA of Syngnathus acus (greater pipefish), 4417 nucleotides long. Its product is annotated as transcriptional repressor scratch 1-like. Gene Ontology annotation, biological process: regulation of DNA-templated transcription. The record is from RefSeq and is a predicted model, not a curated record. The transcript is spliced from 2 exons. Gene Ontology annotation, molecular function: DNA-binding transcription factor activity, RNA polymerase II-specific; RNA polymerase II cis-regulatory region sequence-specific DNA binding. NCBI's taxonomy places the organism in Eukaryota, Metazoa, Chordata, Actinopteri, Syngnathiformes, Syngnathidae. Bases 530 to 1372 code for a protein of 280 amino acids.